UCCUUUCAAAGUGAAGUUAUUUAGUCUGAGCUGAUUUUCAUCUGUGACUUGCAGUGAUGAUUAACAGGAGAYAGAAAGAAGAUGAAUUACAAGAUGAGUUCYUUCUGCAGGUUUGCUUUUAUGCACCAAAUUUCUCAGAUGACAAAGACCUGAUGAUGUUUGUUUCCUCCUUUCUGCUGAGCCUUUGCUUCCUGUUAAAUGCUCCAACUAAAGACCGACGUAGUUAAUGUGCAGAUUUACCAAAACCCGGAAACUCUGCUUGAUAGCAUGUGAAAAGCCAGCAUUAACAUUCCGAACGAUAAACCUUGAGGCACCRUCCAACUGUAAUGAGACCCACACAGAGUACAGGAACCUCAGCCAAAUGACGACGACUGGAGCCUCUAAAAUCACAAAGGAAAGAAACAUUGACAGCUCUAGCAUGAACAGGAUGACUGGCGUUGAAGUGUCCAAAACGUUGGCAGAGCAAGAUCUGGAGCUGAUGUCUAAGUACAAAACGGACAUCAAAAGUGUGGGAAAAGCGCUUCGUCUUCAUCCUGCUCUGAUCGCCGCCAUCAUCUCCAAACAGUCCCGCGCCGGAGGAACCCUGGACUGUAAGGGYUACGGAAAACUCGACAGCGUCUGCUUCGGACUCAUGCAGAUCCAUAAAGACCAUCAUGAGCUGAAAGGAACAGCGUUCAGCAGGGAGCACAUUGAGCAAGGAAGCACUUGCCUGAUUCACCUCAUCAAGGACAUGAAGAACCGGAAGCCUGAUUGGUCAGAAGAGAUGCAGCUGAAAGGAGCGCUGGUCGGGUACAUGACUGGGCUGGAGCGGGUUCCUCUAGCCCAACCCGAUCACCUGGACAGCGAGACACGGACCAAGGACUUCUCUAAUGAUGUCAUCGCCAGAGCGCAGUUUUUCCAACAAAAAGGCUACAAAUGAUGAGAAACGGCGGCAAACCUGCUGCGGUUCCUCCAUGAAACAUCACGACCACCAGGUCGGACCGGCCCAUUUAUUCCCACCACAGUUCGGCUUCUUGUGGUUUUCUAAACCCAAAACAGAAUUUAUAACGACACCUUGAUCCUCAUCACCAGUGGUGGGCAAAUAAAAGAUUAGCUACUCUAACUCUAAAGCGCUAAUCACAAACAUUCAUUCAUGACACUGAACAAACAGUAUUUAGUGACAGCUAAUGCUAAAGCUAAUGCUAAAGCUAAAACUUCAGUUUAAAUUAUACCUAUAAGAGACAACAGUUUAAUAAUUUACAUGUUAGAUAUUGGUUAGGUAAUCUUCUUUGCUAAAUAACCUUUAUUAAUACUAUUAACUGUGAUGAUUUUUAAUAAUUUAAUCGAUAAAUUUGAUAUUUUGGUCUUGAACAUCUUGGUUAACUUUUUCAAAAAUAUUUUGUUUUUUUUUAUUUUGUAGAUGAAUUGUAUUUGCUCAGUGUUAACUGUUAUUCUUAUGUUAGUCUCAUCUUAUGUUAGCUUCCUAACACAAGAUGUUGCAUAAAAUGUUGAAUUUCAAAUGUUUAAGUUUCCUCCAGCAGAAUGUGAAUUGAUUAAGCAGCAUCAUGAUAGAGAUGCUUUCUCCUUUAUUUUUAUUUCUUCACUGUUUCUGAUUAAGUUAAUUUUAAACAUCAGUUGUUUUAAUUGUAAAUAAGUUUGUUCUUCAUAAAGAAAGUCAGUGCUUGUUAUUAACCGUAGAUAUCCGCUCAACUUUUGUUCUUUUACGUCGUUUUUAUGAAUUAUUUCUGGUCUGUAAAGACAAUUGAGGUGAACUUUGGUUCCCAGAGUGAAAUCUGAAUAAAKUUAUAAAGUAUUA
Molecule: messenger RNA, 1795 nt
Organism: Poecilia reticulata (guppy)
Lineage: Eukaryota; Metazoa; Chordata; Actinopteri; Cyprinodontiformes; Poeciliidae
Source: RefSeq, a predicted model, not a curated record